UUGAUGUAAAUAAUGAAAGUCUAGUCUUUACACAAGUGUCUCGCGGAUUAGAAGAAUGAGAAGUUAUGUUUCACUUUCACAUCCGAGUGCUCGAGAGCUGAUGCAAUGCGUAGUUCAACAUUGGCGCCUGUCCUAUCCCACCACAAAUCAACAGGCAGAUUCAACGGCGUUAAGCAUUCGUCCGUUUACUUGUCAAUGACUUCUCUUCCUAAAAAUUCAAGGAAGGAAUCAUAGAGAUUUUUUUUUCCCCUAAGAAAAUGUCUGCAGAUUAAGUCAACAUCAGACAGAGAGGAAAAUUCCAUCAUGCUGAAUUGCUGAUACGCAGAACGAUUUCCUAAACCCUAAAGCCACCACAACGCAACAGAUCACAUCGUUAUAAAUAAAUACACGACAAGAGCACAACAUAAUUAAACAAUGGCUCUUCUCCCUUUGAUCUUCACCAUUCUGCUCACCUCCUUGUUCCUCUUAGCCGUCGCUUUCCAAAUUCUUAGCAGGCGCCGCCAUCGCUUACCUCUACCACCGGGUCCGAAAGGCUGGCCGCUCCUCGGCUUUCUCCCCAAGCUCGGACCAAACCCACACCAAAUUUUUCACCGCCUCUCCAAAAUCCACGGCCCUCUUCUCCACCUUCGCUUCGGGGUCGUCGACGUCGUCGUCCCUUGUUCAGCCGCCGUGGCCGAAAAGCUUCUACGCAAUGACAUGAAGUUCAUAAACCGUCCAAAGAACUCAGGUGCCGAACACGUAGCCUACAACUAUCAAGACAUAGGCUUUCUCCCCUACGGCCCUCGUUGGCGGAUGCAGAGAAAGCUAUGUGCGCUUCAUCUCUUCUCCUCCAAGGCGUUGGAUGACUUCCAGGAUGGCCGCCGCACGGAAUUCACGAGAUUGGUGCGUCGGCUCGCUGCACAGAGCGUCAAGGCCAACGGGAACGAAGAGGAGGCGGUGGUGGACAUUAGCAGAGAAGUGGCGGCGUGCGUCGGCAAUUCGUUGUCUCUACUGCUGCUUGGGCGGAGAGUCUUCGACCACGAUAGGCCGGAGGUGGAAGAAGAGCUCAGAAGUAUGGUGAUGGAGCUUAUGGCUCUCACUGGCUCCUUCUGCAUCGCUGAUUUCUUGCCCGGCCUCCGCUGGUUCGACCCACAGGGAUUAAUAGCAAGGAUGAAGAAACUGAACCGCAAGUUCGACGAGUUUUUGAACAUGUUCAUUGCGGAGCACCGGGCGGCAUUAGCAGAGACGACGGGGCCAUUGAUAACAAACAAUGCAGUUGCCAAUAAGGAUUUGUUAACUGUGAUGCUCAAACUUCAGGAGAUCAACGUAGACGAUGAGGAAGGCGCCAAGCUGACAGACAUUGACAUCAAAGCUUUACUCAUGAGCUUGUACGCAGCUGGAAGCGACAGCAACUCCAUACUCGCAGAAUGGGCUUUAGCCGAGCUCAUCCGUAACCCUAUAAUUCUUGAACGAGCCCAAGCCGAGGUUGACUCUGUAGUGGGACGAGAUCGGCUCGUCUGUGAAUCAGACUUGCCUAACCUUCCUCUGCUCCAAGCCAUCGUAAAAGAAACCCUCCGCCUCCACCCGCCUGCUCCCAUCUCCCUUCCUCGUGUCGCCGUCGAGGACUGCCAAGUCGAUGGCUAUCUUAUACCGAGGGGCACCACUCUUCUUCUCAACAUAUGGGCCAUCGGACGUGACCCGAGCGUGUGGCCCGACGAACCGCUGGACUUCCGUCCCGACCGAUUCCUCCCGGGUGGGCUCCAUGAGGGUGUGGACCUGAAAGGAAGUAGUAAUUUCAGUUUAUUGCCCUUCGGGACGGGAAGGAGAAUGUGCGUGGGAAUGAAUUUGGGCCUGCGCAUGCUCAGCCUCAUGACGGCCACGAUGGUGCACUCUUUUGACUGGUAUCUACCCAAUGGCCAAAACUCUGAGACUUUGGACAUGGAAGAGAAGUCCAAUGGGCUCUCUUUGCUGAGGGCUAAGCCGCUCCUGGCUCGACCCGUUCCCAGGCUUAGGCCGGAGGCUUACUCUAAACUCUCAACUCAUACAACCACUUAAAAACUGAAUGCACUUCACCUCCGUCAUAAAUGUUAAAUAUUUAAUUUUACCUUUACAGUAAAAUGACUCUAUUUUGCUUUUUUA
This is a messenger RNA of Dendrobium catenatum, 2118 nucleotides long. Its product is annotated as flavonoid 3'-monooxygenase. Lineage: Eukaryota; Viridiplantae; Streptophyta; Magnoliopsida; Asparagales; Orchidaceae. The record is from RefSeq and is a predicted model, not a curated record. Gene Ontology annotation, molecular function: monooxygenase activity; iron ion binding; oxidoreductase activity, acting on paired donors, with incorporation or reduction of molecular oxygen. The coding region runs from base 415 to 2034 and encodes 539 amino acids. The transcript is spliced from 3 exons.